AUGCGUGUUGAGACCACAUCCUCCCAUUUGCAAUUGAAUUCCACGCAACCGAUGCCACUGAGACGUGUCGGUAGAAGGUUGAGUUGGUGCGUUUUUCGGCAGCGUCGUGAUCAUCUCAAGACAGAGCGGAGUGCCAACGACUCGGGUCAGAUGAAGGGCUGCGCAAAGGUCAACAGCGUCUGCUACGAUUUACCAAACAAGUCCACCCCUCCGAGCCUCGAAGAUGUCGAUGGACGAGGUGAGGGACCGGUGAUGGGGCAGCGCCAGGUGGCGAGGGAGGUGUUGGACUCCUCCUGCUGCUGCUGCUGCUGCUACUGUUGCUGCACCUACACCCCCGCUGGCGAGCCUAUAAUUACUUCCGCUAACUCCCUCCCAUCUAUCGGGGAGAGCUGCUUGAAAGCCAUUCAAGUUCCCUCUGACCUCAUAGUUUCCACCGAGGAGGCGCCAAAACCGUCGGAGUACUGUGAGAGACUCCACCUCACCCUUGCCAGCGCCUCUCUUCCCGCCUCUCCGGUCAUUCCACCGAUCGAGACACAUCCUUUCCAAGUGCAGCCACCUCCGAUUCUGGCCAGGAGGGUGAUUGAGUUGGGUCAACAGAGGGCCAAUCUUAUGGAGUCCUUUUGUUCUGCAGGAGACAUCCAACAGGCCAAUAGGGAGAAGGAGUCUUCUGUUGCCGUAUGUUACAAUGACGAGCCUCCCAAAGCAAAAAAUCGAAGCUUACUUGAGCUACGACGGGGCCCACGUGCGGCACUUGUGCUCAAUUUGCACAAUGGAGCCUCAAGUAAUUCCUCGCCACUGCGCAAAGUGCUUUUGGGCGAAAUGAAUGCUGCGAGCGAGGAGGACAACCGGCUGCUGUUUGCGGAGCACCCUCCGACCAGCUACUCUACCUUUGGGCAUGAAUCGUCGCUGUGCUUGGCGAGCGAUGAGACAUUGACUGUCCAACCACCGACAGCGCUCGCCGUCGCUGCUACUGUAGCUGCCAAUCUGUCACCGCGCCCCAAGACUGGCGAAGAGCCUAGCCGUAUCGCCGAUCGUGUUACCCUGCGCACUGCCUCCCUGCUCCUCACUCCAGAGGCUCUCGAAGCCAAACUUGGUCAAGGAGGCGAGGACAGCCUCUAUAAGGAGUUUUGGGAUAUCCCCAUGAACUUCGCCAACAAAGCCGACUGUCCUUGGGUAGGAGUGGGUCAAAAAAAUCGCUACCACGAGGUUUUACCUCAUAAUAAUACGAGGGUUGUUCUUCCUGCUAUCAAUAAUGAUGACAUGACCAGUUACAUCAACGCUAACUACAUUCACGGCUAUCAGGGUCGACCGCGAGCCUUCAUCGCAACACAGGGUCCGAUGUCGCACACGAUCAACGACUUUUGGCGUAUGGUUUGGCAUACACGUGCGCCUGCUGUCGUGAUGCUGACGAAAAUAUGUGAACAAGAUAAGCGAAGUAAAUGUGAGCUCUACCUGCCGACAUUGAAGCACGAGUCGAUUGAUCGUGCGAUCAACACACCGGUGCGAGCGGACACGGUGCCAGCGGCGGUGUUAGCAACGGCGGGAAAGUCCGCUGAGGACGAUGAGACCGCGGCUCGGACGGGUUGCGGUUUGCUGCAGUCGGCCGCCUCUCUACCCACUCCUACUCUCGCUUGCUGGGGUGAGGAGUUCUCACGUACCUGCUCCCCCGUCGGAGCCCAACGAACCUUUGGUAACAUUCACGUGCGCGUCAUCGCUGUCACUCAGAAGGAAAGCUACACUGAACGCAAACUCAUUCUCAGUUUGGAUGGUGAAGAGCGUCAAGUCACUCACUUUUGGUACAUUGGAUGGUCUGACCACUCUUCGCCGGAAGCGACUCUUGAGUCUGCGCGCAGUCUUCUCGAUCUAGUUCACGAAACGGAGGCCUGCCGCAACCACAAUGGCGGUUCUUCACUGCCUUCCACACCGGCGCUGACGCUAGUGCCCAAUUCCACUGCCGUUCUGCCACCUGCAUCGACGAGGUUGCUCUCACGACAGGCCGCAGAGGAGUGGUCUGAUGCCGACUUCGAUCUGCAUUUCCCGGCCGAUUUGUCGCACGAGGAGAGCUCUCCCGUUACCGCGUUAAACUUUUUCUUCUUGAGCGAGUCCGAAGCCUCUGCGCCCAACCCUCUUGGCCCCAGCUCUCGCGCUUGCCGUGCCUCCGAUCCUGCACCUAUGGCCGCCAUAGGUACCGCCGCUGUGGGUCCCGUGGUGGUGCACUGCAGUGCUGGUGUAGGUCGCACUGGCUGUUUCAUUGCUCUCUGCAUCGGCUGUGAGCAGCUACGGAAAGAGGACAAGGUGGACGUACUAGGUAUCGUCUCUCGUCUCCGUCUCGAUCGUGGUGGCAUGGUGGAGAAUUCCGAGCAGUAUACCUUCCUCCACGCUGCCCUCUGCAUGUACAACGCCAUUAGGAGCGGUCGUGAGCUUCCUAUCCUGCCGGCAAUCACAAAUCUGCGCAACCAAUUCACUGGACCCCUUAGGUAG
Molecule: messenger RNA, 2481 nt
Organism: Echinococcus granulosus
Lineage: Eukaryota; Metazoa; Platyhelminthes; Cestoda; Cyclophyllidea; Taeniidae
Product: Receptor-type tyrosine-protein phosphatase R
Exons: 7
Coding region: 1-2481 (826 amino acids)
Biological process (GO): protein dephosphorylation
Molecular function (GO): protein tyrosine phosphatase activity
Source: RefSeq, a predicted model, not a curated record